Cheilinus undulatus (humphead wrasse) is the source of this 409-nucleotide messenger RNA. Its product is annotated as retinal cone rhodopsin-sensitive cGMP 3',5'-cyclic phosphodiesterase subunit gamma-like. The transcript has 2 exons. Gene Ontology annotation, biological process: positive regulation of epidermal growth factor receptor signaling pathway; positive regulation of G protein-coupled receptor signaling pathway; visual perception. Bases 1 to 228 code for a protein of 75 amino acids. Lineage: Eukaryota; Metazoa; Chordata; Actinopteri; Labriformes; Labridae. The record is from RefSeq and is a predicted model, not a curated record. Gene Ontology annotation, molecular function: cGMP binding; 3',5'-cyclic-nucleotide phosphodiesterase activity. Gene Ontology annotation, cellular component: photoreceptor outer segment membrane.
AUGGCAGACGCAGGUGUUGCAGCUCCCGCCGACAAGAAGGCUCCUCCCAAGUUCAAGCAGAGGACCGCUCGUACCUUUAAGAGCAAGGCCCCCAAACCAGGCCAGAAGGGAUUUGGAGACGACAUCCCCGGCAUGGAGGGUCUGGGCACAGACAUCACAGUCGUUUGCCCAUGGGAGGCCUUUGGUGACAUGGAGCUCAGCGACCUGGCGAAAUAUGGAAUUGUCUAGAAACCCCAGCAUGUCUUUAACACAACCAAAAUACCUCCCUGGACUGAUUUUCCUUCGCCCAUUUCUCCUCUCUUGCCCUGUUCUCCUUCAUCCCCAAAAGUACCCUACCCAUUGUCUGUUGUUGUGUAGGCCUACAUGAGCUGUGGGAAACAUUGCACAAGUAACGAUACUUAAAGAUGAA